AUGAAAAAUGCCAACUGCCAUAUUGCCUUCUUCUGCCGCCGCCUUUACGCCACGAGCGCGGCCCAUAGUUGUGCUGGGGAAAAAGUCCCCUGGUUGAUAGAGACUUUCAAGCGAGUGAAGCAGCCUAGGCGAUCUUUGAACAAUCUCAAGCAGCAAACCAGCUACCUCAUUGAGAAACUGGCAUCAAAGAGCGCAACCUGGGCAUUGUGCUCGGUGAUGGUGGAGAACGCACCUGGGAUCCAGCCAUGGUGCUCUGCAAUGCCAGAAAGCCGGCUCUGGAUGAUCCAUGUCGAGGCAUAUGUCGUGCAUGUCGACAUGGUCUCACAGAGAAAAGAGGUGGCUUUUAAGUUAACUGAAGAAACGAUCACUAAACUGAGGAGAUCCUAUGAAGAAUUCCAAUCACUUGAUGCAGCUACAUACAGGUUGAAGUGGCCACAGAUGCAAACUCAACUGGACAAAUUACACGACGAGUUUGUCGAAGCCGUCAACAAGUUCGUUUACCGGACCGAUGUCAGAGUUCUGGAAGGACUAGAGGAAGACGGCUCCGGAGAGCUACUAGGUGGUUGCAGCAUCGAUGUUAAAGCAGCCAUUCUCAACCUUUUCGCGCCAUUGAUGCCUCCCCCGCAUGUGGUACAUUUCUUGUACCCAGUAGUUCCAUGUCUCGAUGGGACUGAGCCCGGCGCACAAAGACCUAUCCACCCGUUUGAGGAAGACCAGUCGUGGAGUACUCAGCCAAAAGUUCGCACGUCGAACACCGAAAACUAUCCAAGCUCGGGUGCUGGUCUAGACAUCAGGUAUGCCGCAAUUUUCCCGGUAGCUUCCGUUGGUAGCCCGCUUUACACUAGCGGACCCAUCUCAGCGGUCGAGCCAAUUUCUCAUACGCCAAUGUAUAGCUCAAUCGCGGCAGCAGACGCGGAGUCAUUUGGUGGAAGCCCUUUUUUCUUUUUUUGA
This is a messenger RNA of Penicillium canescens, 951 nucleotides long. RefSeq lists its product as uncharacterized. The transcript has a single exon. Bases 1 to 951 code for a protein of 316 amino acids. NCBI's taxonomy places the organism in Eukaryota, Fungi, Ascomycota, Eurotiomycetes, Eurotiales, Aspergillaceae. The record is from RefSeq and is a predicted model, not a curated record.